AUGGGAAACAUUGCCUCCCAAUUUUCUUGCUGCUCAUCUCUACAGUGGCUUGAAACGUCCAAGGAACAACACAGAAUUGCAAAUAAAGAUAAAAAUUCGAGUUCGAAGCCAGAGAUUGCUGUAACUAAGAAGAGCAAUGGAAAAAUCUCCAUCUCUGCUGAACAAUGGUCCAUUCCCUUGGACAUCAUUAUGGAGAUCCUGAGCUGGCUGCCUGUCAAGUAUGUGCUUAGAAUGAAGUGUGUUUGCAAACAAUGGUAUGCUUUAACUCAAGAUUGUCAAUUCAUUGAAAAGCAUAUGAGCCGAGUUACAAAUAUUACUCACUUUUACAAUACUUGCCCAAUUUGUAGUGCUCCUUCCGGCAGUGGUGGUGGCAGUGGCAGGGAAAUUUUCCAGUUGAUCUGUGGUUGCAAUGGCUUGUUGCUAUCAAAAAGCAAUGCUUCUGGAAAAUACCAUAUUGCGAAUCAUGCCACCCGCCAAAUACUUGAACUGCCUGACCCACGUAAGAAUAGUUUUGGUAUGACAUUCUCUUUUGUACCAUCUACUGGUUGUUAUAAGUUGGUCUCUGUAUAUGAUGAUAACAAGGAAGCCAGAAUUGAAGGUUGUGAAAUUCUUACCAUUGGAAGUGAUAACUCAUGGAGAACUCUCAAUUUCCCCAACUUAAAAGAUGCUAACAAGAAAAGAGAGAAAAUUAUGAUUGUGUUAGCAGGUGAGGCUGUUCACUGCAUUAGAGUAAACAAGGUUAGAACAUGCUUUUGUACAGAGAUAGUAUCUCUUGAUUUGGAGAACGAGAGCUUUAAUAGUAAUAUUAUGCCACAAGGAUUGUUCUCGGAUUGGGAAAAAGUUUGGCCUUUAGAUUGGAAUGGGUCUUUUUCUUUUGCUUUUAGAGUGGAAGAAGUUAUCAAUGUCAUGGUGUUAGAAGAUUACAAGAAGCUCAAAUGGGGUAAAGAGAUGAUUGUUGUUCCCUUGGCAUUCAUGAACAGCACUUCAGAUUUGAUGUAG
Molecule: messenger RNA, 999 nt
Organism: Quercus robur (English oak)
Lineage: Eukaryota; Viridiplantae; Streptophyta; Magnoliopsida; Fagales; Fagaceae
Product: putative F-box protein At4g38870
Exons: 1
Coding region: 1-999 (332 amino acids)
Molecular function (GO): protein binding
Source: RefSeq, a predicted model, not a curated record